This is a messenger RNA of Acaulospora morrowiae, 469 nucleotides long. Lineage: Eukaryota; Fungi; Glomeromycota; Glomeromycetes; Diversisporales; Acaulosporaceae. The record is from the annotation of a GenBank genome assembly.
AUGAUUCAUAUAAACAAAAUUCUCGCACUGUCAUUUUUAAUUAUACUUUACUGUCAAUCGAUUUUUGCAUACAGGACUAUCUCUCAGGAAGGCCUCAAAAUAUUAACCAACGUUACGAAGUCGGAAAGCUUGAAGGUGAUUAUCGAUGAAUACCUAAAACCGAUAUUGAUUCCUCGAGUUUCAGAUACCGACGGAAAUAAGAAGGUGCAAGAGUUCAUUAAAACCAAGUUUAAAACACUCGGUUGGACUAUUGAAGAGGAUACGUUUAAGGAUAAUACGCCAUAUGGGGAAAAAACUUUUAAUAACAUAAUUGUAACAAAAAAUGUAAACGUGACGGGACGUUUUGUCCUAGCUGCACACUUUGACUCCAAAUAUUUCGACCCACCAAAUAACUUCGUCGGUGCAACCGAUUCUGCUGUACCAUGCGCAAUGUUGAUAGAUUUGGCGUAUCGAUUAGAUCCCUAUUUUG